Messenger RNA from Talaromyces atroroseus, 4752 nucleotides. RefSeq lists its product as hypothetical. Gene Ontology annotation, biological process: barbed-end actin filament capping; actin filament severing. Gene Ontology annotation, molecular function: actin filament binding; phosphatidylinositol-4,5-bisphosphate binding. The coding region runs from base 1 to 4752 and encodes 1583 amino acids. NCBI's taxonomy places the organism in Eukaryota, Fungi, Ascomycota, Eurotiomycetes, Eurotiales, Trichocomaceae. The record is from RefSeq and is a predicted model, not a curated record. The transcript is spliced from 4 exons.
AUGGACGGCGGUUCGGAGGACGUGAACGAGUUUCUCCUUCGCAUCCGGGAGUUGGGCGACAAGCGAGUGAAGGAGGAUGAAGAGCGGACGCGCAAGUUGGAGGAGGAAAUCUUGCAGGGCCGGAAAGAGAGGCAGGCGCGGCGAGCUGAACGAGCUCGCUCGAUUUCGCCCACCAAAGACUUCGCCUCGCCCGUAACGCCAACCUCUGCGUUGGCCAGCCACAAGUCAUUCCCUCUUCUGCCCCCGCAGGUCUUGCAACCGUCGGGCAAUUCAUUUGAGCAAGACGCGCUGUCCUCUCUGAAGGCGUACUGUGAAGAACCGCAUCACGAGUCUGGCAGGAGCAUCCCUUCAACUCCUCCCAGGCAGCCAGAAUUGUCAAGCGUCACCAAAGAAAGUGCAGAGGAAUUGAAGGAACACGCCGCCCCCGAGAAGACUCCAUUGACACCACAAGAGACAAUGGACACGGUCGAUGACACGAUGCCAUUAGAAGAGGACGUAACGCCUUCGCGCUCUCAGAUCUCACAAGCGCUUUCCUCUAAAGACCCAACUUGGUUUCGACAGACCGCUGACCGUGAGAAGUCUUCUUUGGCUCUACGGAGGAGUGCAGAAAAUACAAUGUCUGAGACAUCUUCUACCGAGGGAAGCUUCAGAUUACCUGGUCUGACUCGUGACUCCACAGCUGAGCCUGAAAAGGCCCGCGACUGGGUUGGCGAGGAUCGAUCACGGUCUCCCUCAAGAGCAAGCUCUACAUUCGCUGCUAACAGCAGCAUUGGGAAUCGCUAUUCAAGCGUGUCCUCUGUUUCUACCAGCGGCUUAGGCUCUCCAGUGCCUUUAUCUACUCAACGGCUUGAUGCCCGAAAGACAGAACAGCAACCAUCCAACGAUGAUCGCGCGCCUUUGUCUCCCAGUCGCACAUCACCAGAGCGCUCCGUUUCUCCAACGAAAGGCUUGGGAGGGUUUGUGCAGAGCGCAAUGAUGAAGCGCUCUGAUAGCAUAUCAAAACGAUGGAGCGUGCAAUCUCCCGCCAAUCUUAGUCGAAGCAAUUCAAUUGUAAGCAAUCGCAGCGGUGUUGGUCGUUCUGCAUUUGGAAGCGACAUGCUUCCUGAUCCAAAACCAAUCCGUGAGCAUUCGCCUUUGUCGCCGUCGAGACCAGGCUCAAGCCACAGUGAAGCCACAGUUGUCCAUCAUACGAAAAGCAACGGGGUGAAAGACAAUGAUCAAGAGAAGAUUCAGGGCGAUACUAGCUUUACGAAACCCUCCUUACACACCCGCACUCGUUCUAGUGUCUCCAGCGUAAAGACAGGGACCGAUGAAGCCAUACAUGGUGACGUCGAACCUCAGACACCACGAAGCCCCUCCAAGUCAAUUGAUCAAAAGCGCUGGAGUCCCACUAAAUCCUCAUGGCUUGAAAGUGCGUUGAAUCGACCAGAAUCGCCCAGAACGAAGACCACACCGGUCACACAGCAGCCUGCAUGGUUGAGGGAUCUAUCCAAAGCGCGACAGUCCAGAGCCAGUGUUGACCUUGGAAGGCCAGCAUCAAGUGGCGAGGCAACACCAAGUGGCUUGAUGCGUUCGCCUCAGAUCGGAAGCCAUUCCAAAAGCCCUAGCGCCUCUCAAAUUACCAUUUCUAACAUCAAUGCUACCGUGAGCUCUGCGACAGAGGAUAGGGCAACGCCCGACAAUGACAAGAACGCCCAGUUGUCCACCUCAGACGUCAAGGAUAAUAUUGAGAUAACCCCGAAUGACUCCAAUGAAUCUGUGGCUGCUACGUCUGAAGUCGACAGCAAACCUUCAUCUAUAUCAAAAGCCCCCCCGCCAGCCCUGCCAAAUAAACCAAAAACAGUUGCUGUCACUACGGACCACGGCGUAUCUCAUGCCAAACCCCAGCCAGGAGUGGUAGACUUCAGGUCAAACUUACGACGACGUGAGGCUACUAGUGGCAGUCCUACUCAGGCGGAACCGGAAUUCAAGAACGUCUUUGGGAAAUUAAGGAAAACAGAAAAAUCCAAUUACAAGGCGCCAGACGUAUUCAAGGACAACAUCAUGAAGGGAAAAGCAGCCCUAAACGCAACUGGUGGCCCUAAGAAAUCUGACAGGGUAGAUGAGUUCAGAGAGAGUAUACUAAAACAGAAAGAUGCGAUGAAAGCUGGUGGAGGUUCUAUCCGCCGGACGGGUGAAGAGAAUGGAAGUAUACCAUCGAAACCACCAGUCCCUAUUCCUGAGGCUCUCUCAAGACGCACUCAUCUCACUCGAACGGACAGCACUAAGAGCAAUCUGUCGUCCUUUUCUUCUACAUCACCAACAAAGUCCUCGGAGUUGGAAGGUCGACCGAGGCCUCUCAGUGUGUCAACUAGCCAAACCGGUGGGAAUUCUCCAUCUGUCGAGUCAUCGCCACAAUUGCCCUUGGCUGCUAGUACGAUUGAACCAAAGAAACCCUUGAACAUGGAUCCUAAUGCGAGGGAGAGGGAACCAGACUCCGAAGCCAGUUCUCUUCUAGCCGUGUUGACUGAGGAAAAUAAGAACAAGGAAACUGGUCCACCGGUUCGUCCCUUGCCAUCAAAAGUCUUAGUAGGAGCUAGUACAAAGACUACUGCUGAGCCUAGAGGACUUACUACUAAAGGACAUAUUGCAGACCGAUUAAACCCUGCGCUAGCCGGCAUGCUAUCUCGUGGUCCGCCGCGCUCAGGAGGAGAAACGGAAAACUCUGCUAAUAAUAUCCUGUCUACCUCAUUGCCAACUCCUUCUACGCAGGAACCCGAGCCAAAACCGAGGGCUACGCUGACCCAUAUGACAAAGGGGCGAGCUAGGGGCCCAAAGAGAAGGCUUCCUGCUUCAAACAAAUCCGGACCUAAGCAAGCCAAGGAGGAAGGUGGUCGCUCAAGAACAGAGUUAAAUGAAGAGAAAAAAUCCGUAUCGGAGUCAGUCGAACGGAAGCCCUCGUCUGAAAAUGUACGUUCGCCACCAGUGCCUGCAAAGAAACUAGACACACGUCCUGUCCUACCAUCAAUACCUGAUGAACCGGCCGUGGAGCGCCGAAAACCGCUGAUACCUUCAAAAUCGCCAGAUAUCCCAAAAUCGGUAUUGAUCUCUCCUGAUUCUAAGGCGAGCCCCCUCUCCAAGGAGCAAAGUGUCAGCAACCAACCCUCCAAUAUUCUCCUCUCGAAGAGUCAUACGUCUCCAGCAAUUCCACCCAAGUCAGGUUCUCUACGUAAAGUUUCCACAUCCAGUGACAAGAAUCCGCCAUCCAACGAGAAACCUACACCACCGCCUAAAUCAGCCCCAUUGCCUUCGACUCCUACGCCCAGUAACGCAACGCCGUCCCCCUCGUUUACGUCCAAGUUGAAAGAUACCAUUGUGAACUCGGCCAACACAUCCCCCCUCCAGACGAGGUUCGGGUUAGGCAUGGGACUGGGGAGCUCAUUCUUUCAAUCUCGACCAGAGUCACCGCUAGGCAACAAGAAAUCUUCACAGCUUAACAAAUCUCCUGCAUCGCCACCAGUGCCACCCAAAAAGAACUUGACCAUCUCUUCUCAAGUUUCUGAUGGAACACGAAGGCCUUCUCUGACCUCACCAGUUCCCCGAACCUCAGAGUCUGCUGGAGUAAUCUCCGAAUUUUUCGACACGGUUCCAAAGUCCAGUGACAGAGUGGAUAUUGAUCCACAACUGGUACUUACCACAGAAACUGAUGAGCUAAAGACGAGGACUAUUCGAAAGCAAAUCUGGGAGAUCACAGGCGACGGCAAGAAGCAAGAUCUUCCUAUUCACCAGGAAUACAUUUUGUUUGAGGGCAGUAUGACCGAGGCUUACUUGUGGCUGGGCGAUGAAGUGGCUGAAGCAGCCAUGGAGGAUGCUCAGAUUUUCGCGCGGAGGGUCGCAAGGGAGAAUGGUGCUCGAUUGGAACUUAUCAGGCAGGGCAAGGAACCAGCAAAGUUUGUUGAAGCCUUGGGAGGUAUUAUGAUUACGCGGCGCGGCUCCAGUUCCCGGUCGAGCUCAUCGGCACUUUAUAUGCUCUGCGGUAGACGGCAUUUGGGUCAAAUCGCAUUUGACGAAGUCGAUGUUUCUCGCCGGAGUCUUUGUUCAGGCUUCCCGUUCGUCAUUUCAGCCAAAUUUGGCAAACUCUAUCUCUGGAAGGGAAAAGGUAGUGGAGCUGAUGAGGUUGGAGGUGCACGGCUAAUUGGAAUGAACCUGGGGCUUACUGGGGAAAUUGAGGAGGUCUCUGAAGGGGAGGAGCCAGAAAGCUUUUUUGAUGUAUUUCCUGAUUCAAAGACGGCUGAACCAAUGGUGACAUCGGAGCACUGGCAUCUCAAGCCUCGGCACGACAAGUAUCGUUGUCGACUGCUUCGUAUCGACCAUAUGUUGGGGCAGAAAGGAGGGUUUUGGAAUCGACGCGGCUCUUCUUCGCCUGUGACACGACCCAAUGAUACUGUUCAAGAAAUCGAUCCCUUUUGUCAGAAGGACCUGCGUUUCUCGGAAAUUUACAUUCUGGACGCUUUCUUUGAGAUCUACGUCAUCAUCGGACGUGAUGCCAAAUCUCGACCUGCCGAGUUCGCGUCGGCCCUGGUCUUUGCGCACGAGUACGGGAUUUUGGCGGUUUCCCUCCAAGACCGACCGUUCAUCCCAAAGAGCUACGUUGCCAUGGGCGGCAUUCCCGACUGCUGCACGGUUGCUUUUAGAAAAUGGGACCGCAAACUAUGGGCGACAACUCCACACAUAUUGCCAUUGAAUGCUGCCAUUGAAGCUAUCCGCUCCUGA